CAGCAGCAGAGCUCAGACAGGAACAGCUGAAAAAGAACAACAAAGCCACGACGACGACGACAGCAGCACAAACAACAGAUGUUCGCCUAAAACACCACCCAAACACUGGUGACACCGGGUCCUUUCGUGCCAUUAAACAUUCCUAAAACGUCGUUCGCCAAGAUCAGACAAUGGGACGCAUCUUCUUGGACCACAUUGGUGGAACGCGCCUCUUCUCCUGCGCUAACUGUGACACCAUCCUCACGAAUCGGUCUGAGCUCAUCUCGACGCGCUUCACUGGAGCCACGGGCAGAGCUUUCCUCUUCAAUAAGGUGGUGAACCUCCAGUAUAGCGAGGUUCAGGACAGAGUGAUGCUGACCGGCAGGCACAUGGUGAGAGACGUCAGCUGCAAGAACUGCAACAGCAAGCUGGGCUGGAUCUAUGAAUUUGCCACCGAGGACAGUCAGCGGUACAAGGAGGGACGUGUCAUCCUGGAGAGGGCGCUGGUUAGGGAGAGCGAGGGAUUUGAAGAGCAUGUCCCCUCAGACAACUCCUGAGCCCCUGAAGUUGGAUUAACUCCUGUGUACUCCCCUUCCCUAUCCUUUAUCCCCUUGCCACUGUGCUGCAUAGCGCCACCUGCAGACUUAGUGGUCAGUGAAGUUUUGGCUGACCGACACUCCCAAUUCCCUACAUCCUCUCCUUGUCUCUGGCCUAUGACCGUAAACCUCUGCUGAUUAGAUGAUUGGCUUGCUGGAUCUGUUCUUGCUGAAUAGCUUGCAUCCUCAAAAUACUCCCUGAUUCACAUAUCACAGCCUGGGCUCCUCCUCCUCCACCUCCUCUUAGAAUAGCUGGGCACACUCUAACCUCAUGUGUCACACAGAAUUUUCUCCAUCUCUGCACAAGGCAUGCUUCCAAACCUCUUUUAUAUACAGUUCAAAGCAUGAUAAUAGACAUCGUCAGUCACAUAAGAAAUAUCCUAUGGUUGUUUUGCCAAUUUCAAUAACUGGAGGCAUAAAGGCCUUUGCACAUCAACAAGGACACAAAUAAACACAAUCACAAUACACGUACAAAUUAUAAAACAGGUUGGUGCUCAGUCAUGUUACUGAAUUUGUGGGAAAUUCAAUAAUACACUGAACGCUGCAUUGACCUGAUACAUGUGUGCAAAGGCCUUUACAGUCGAGUGAGUUUGUCCCCCUCCAGCCCAGUCGACGCAGUAAUGAUAUCACUGCACAUUUCCUUUGUGGGGCUUCUGUGUUGUGCUGUAUUUGUCAUUGGUGAGCGAUUCGCGACGAUGACAGUUGUCAUUUCAGUGACCUUUUUUCUAGCUGGUGUUGUAAUGGAUGUGUUAGUGUUUUUUGAACCGCACAGAUUCACGCCAUAAGUAUUCACUUUUGUGUGCCGUUCCAUCUCGAUUCGGCUCACGUGAUGUGCAGUUAUUGAGAGUGACAUCGCGCGACGCAGUUGACAUGAUCGAAAAGUGGCGUAAAUGUGUUGAAGAGAAACACAGAAUUAACCCCACCGUUUCACUGGGUUCUACCAAUCUGUUACCUUGGUUUGUGUGUGUGAGGUGUGAUGGAGACGCUCACUGGCUGCCGCUGGCUGCAGGACAGGAUCACGAGAGGAUGGGUCAUGUGGACGUUUGAAGUGAGCUGGGGGACAGUGGGACUUGAACUUGAAUGACACAGAUUUGAAGUGUCUUUUUGAAACGACAACAAACCAGUCUGUUUUUUGAACUCUCUUUAUUCUAACAGUGGAAUCCUGAGGCUGCCUCCUAUAGGCCAGGGCUGUUCUAAAAUUACUUCUUCCUGCCAAAAAAAAUUUACAUUGUUAGAGUCAAGCCUGUGUCUCUCUCUCUGACAAGACCGGAGACUUUUUUUUAUACCGUCUUUUGUCCUGCAAAGGUUUCAAAAUGUCACACUGUUAAAAAUAAAUUAUCUCACUUUACCUGACAUUUGAGAGUAUUUCUGGACUGGCUUGUUGCACAGCAUCCAUCACGGCCCUGGUGUAACAAUGUGCCAUUUCAGAGGUUGGAUGCCUGCAGGCUUUAGCAGAAUACUGCGGCCUCCACAUGUGACUCUGUUAAAGUUUCUGCUCGCCGUUGUACGGCCACGCAGGACAGUGCCAGCUUUAAUUUCAACAAAGAAGAAGAAAAAUUAUGUCCUCAAUGGCCAUAGAUAUAUACAGUAUAUAGUACAGAUAUCAUUUACUGCUCACUUUUAGUAUUUUAUUGAUUUUAUUUGCCUUAUAAUUAUUAUCAUUAUUGUUUUAUUGACUGAUACAUUUAUCUUACUGUAUGGUUUCCUGAUAAUUUUUUUUAAAGUGAUUUCUUGUAUGGCUAAAGGAAGAUUUUCUCUGAUGUGGUUUCUAAAUAAAGAUACAGUCUUGCUGGGUUCACUUA
Molecule: messenger RNA, 2377 nt
Organism: Solea senegalensis (Senegalese sole)
Lineage: Eukaryota; Metazoa; Chordata; Actinopteri; Pleuronectiformes; Soleidae
Product: protein yippee-like 5
Exons: 3
Coding region: 171-536 (121 amino acids)
Source: RefSeq, a predicted model, not a curated record